Suillus discolor is the source of this 3140-nucleotide messenger RNA. RefSeq lists its product as uncharacterized. The record is from RefSeq and is a predicted model, not a curated record. Bases 153 to 3062 code for a protein of 969 amino acids. Lineage: Eukaryota; Fungi; Basidiomycota; Agaricomycetes; Boletales; Suillaceae. The transcript has 6 exons.
CGUUUCUCUAUUCCCUCUGUCUGUAUCGUUGGUCGGGGGCGUCUCUCUACUCUCUCACUCUCUAUCAUUGGUCGGGGGCGUCUCUUCCUCACCUCUACCCUUUGCCCCCCUUGUCUCACUCCCUCACCUCUACCCCCCUUGUCUCUAACACAAUGUCCGCAAGCUGCCCAGCUUGUGGACAGGACAAUCUCACUGUCACAGGCCUCAGUCAUCAUCUAUCAAAGAGCCGAAACCCUGAUUGUCGAGCGCUGUACAAUUACUCACGCUCCCAGAUACACGCCAACACUAGUGAACCGCAACUUGAUGACGAGUUGGAAUGGCCUGAUGAUGAUGGAGGGUAUGACAUGGAAGAGUUUGAGUGGGCUCGCAAGGGAUCUGGCCAUGGUAGUGAUGCGGAUGAGGGAGCGGACGAUGGAUGGGAAGAUGAAGCAAAUAACGAACCUGAGUGGGAGCCUCCGGUUGAUCAGCAACAUGACCACGAUGACAUGGAUGCCAUGGAUGAUUUGGCCGCUGAUGAAGCAACCGGUCAAGAACAACACCAUGGUCACCAGGAGAUUCAAGAACGUGCCCAAGGGCAGCAUGGUUGUGUUAUCGUGCCCUAUCCAGACUCGCGUGCUGGGCAACCUAUUUCUAACAAUCAUACUGCCAAUGUUGCGUAUGGUGCGCAUCUUUCCAAUGCCAACCAGGAGAAUACAUAUCACCCAUUUGCUUCUAAGAUGGAUUGGGAGGUCGCAAGAUGGGCAAAACUUCGUGGACUCAGUUCAACUGCGUUGUCUGACUUACUUGCUAUUGAGGGGGUCAGUGAACGCCUGUCGCUCUCUUUCAGGAACGCGAACGAGCUUAAUGCCAUCGUCGACCAUGAGCUUCCAACAGGCCGGCCAAAGUUCAAACGAGAGCAAAUCAUUGUUGCGGGAGAAGCCUUCGACGUCUAUUAUCGCGAUGUGAUUGAAUGUGUCAAGUCGUUGUACAGUGAUCCCGAUUUCGCGAGAUACCUUGCGUUUGUGCCUGAGCGUCAUUAUGCCGACGAGGAUGAGACAGUUCGUCUGUUUCACGAUAUGCAUACAGGAAAAUGGUGGUGGGAUACACAGAAAAAACUCGAUCAGCACAGCCCAGGCGGCACCAUAAUUCCAAUCAUCAUCUCGUCCGACAAAACUCAAGUAACCUUGUUCCGCAACAAAUCUGCUUACCCUGUCUAUCUCACCAUCGGCAACAUCCCAAAAGAAAUUCGACGCAAGCCAUCACGCGGUGCCCAUAUACUUCUGGCAUAUUUGCCAUGCACACGCCUCGAUCAUAUUUCUAACAAAGCUUCACGCCGCCGAACUUUGGCAAAUCUGUACCAUGCUUGCAUGAGCCGUGUUCUCGCUCCCCUGAAAUCUGUUGGACUGGAUGGGAUUACUAUGGCGAGUGGGGAUGGUACUCUCCGCCGUUGCCACCUACUGUUUGCGAGCUUUGUCGGCGACUACCCAGAGCAACUCCUUGCUACUGGGAUAAAACUGCGCGAAGUGUUAGAUGCGCUCGCUACUCUGGAUGAAGGCAGUAUGUCUUUCGUUCGAGCUUGCUCAGCAGCAGGGAUCAAGCCCAUAAUUCAUCCCUUCUGGGAAGACCUCCCGUUCGCAAAUGUUUUCCGUGCAAUCACACCAGAUGUGUUGCACCAGUUAUAUCAAGGACUAGUCAAACAUCUCUUAGGCUGGUUGAAGGCUGCUUGUGGUGCGGCUGAAAUUGAUGCUCGUUGUCGGCGACUUCCUCCCAACCAUCAUAUACGUCUGUUCACCAAGGGCAUCACUGGCCUCUCGCGUAUCAGUGGGACCGAACACUCGCAAAUCUGCCGCUUUCUUCUGGGUAUCGUAAUUGGUAUCUGUUUGCCCAAUAAUCUUAAUGCAAACCGACUUCUACGAGCUGUCCAUGGUCUCCUCGAUUUUCUCUACCUCGCACAAUAUCCGUGUCAUAGUUCGGAGACCCUACAACUACUCGACGACGCACUCAGUCUUUUUCACGAGAACAAAGACAUUUUCGUUGAUCUCGGUAUCCGAGACAACUUCAAUCUACUGAAGCUGCAUGCCACUCGGCACUACUCGUACAUGAUUAUGAUGUUGGGCACAACAGAUAAUUAUAAUACAGAGUAUACAGAAAGACUACACAUCGACUAUGCAAAAGACGCUUACCGUGCUACCAAUCACAAGGACGAGUUCGCGCAGAUGACACGGUGGCUCGAACGCAAAGAGAAAAUACUGCGCCAUGACAAGUAUGUCAUCUGGCGACUUGCUGGUGAUGUCGAGUCUGAGCCCCACCAUUCACGUCCUCCAGAUAUGACCUUCCGCCGCCUUCAGACUAUGCCCAAACACCCUACUGCAAAAGCUGUCACUAUAGACAGAUUAGUUGAUGACUACGGCGCUACCUUUUUCCGCGAGGCACUUGCUCGCUAUAUCACACAGCUCAGGCAUGCCGAGGAUCCUAACCCCCUCCAUGAGCGAGCACUGGAAAUAUUGGCCCGCGACAUCCAUUUCCCGUUUCGAACGCUUCCUGUUUUCCACAAGAUCAAGUGGGUCUCCGUCGAUGCUCGUGGUCAUGGCGACGCAACCGUCACGUUAGAUUCAGUUCACGCAAGACCACAACGGAGAUCGGGUUCUGGUCUGCUGCCCCGUCGUUCAGACACAGUGCUGGUGAACCUUGGUGCGAAUACAGAAGCCGUUAGCGCAGGUAUAGAAGCACUCCGCGUUGGUCAAGUGCGAGUCGUUUUCUCACUACCUUCAAAAUCUCUCCCGCUCCUCUUUCCACCAACAGUCCAGGUUCCUAGCCACCUGGCUUAUAUCGAGUGGUUCUCGCCGUUUGCAUUGGCUCCCGAUCAACACCACGGCCUUUACAAGGUCUCGCGUUCCUUUCUUGGUGGCGCAAAAGUCGCAAGCAUUGUGCCAUUGUCGAAGAUCGUGCGGAGUGCCCAUCUUCUACCGAAUUUCAGUGCCGUCGUCCCGCGAGAGUGGUCCAGUGAUACAGUUCUAGAUGACUGUGACACUUUUUGGUUGAACUCGUAUCUAGAUAGAUUCACUUACUGUAUUUUCAAAUAAGUCUUGAUAAUUCCAUUGUACAUUAUCGUCUUCUAGCCAUUUUAUUCAAUUUUUGCCCAGGAGGCUUUUCCUGAUGCA